Papilio polytes (common Mormon) is the source of this 543-nucleotide messenger RNA. RefSeq names its product RING finger protein 121-like. Gene Ontology annotation, cellular component: Golgi membrane; endoplasmic reticulum membrane. Lineage: Eukaryota; Metazoa; Arthropoda; Insecta; Lepidoptera; Papilionidae. The record is from RefSeq and is a predicted model, not a curated record. The transcript has 4 exons. Gene Ontology annotation, molecular function: ubiquitin protein ligase activity; metal ion binding. Bases 1 to 465 code for a protein of 154 amino acids.
AUGGGUUCUUCUGACGACCUCCCGGGUAUGCGCUUAACUCUGUUUUAUUGUGAUCGGCUGGACAUUAGAAUUGAUUUCCGCUUAACGAAGUUACAAUGUAUAUUUCAGUACUACACAACGGAGGGCAUCCCAACACGACAGUUGGACAACAAUGUAUGUGCGGUGUGUGGCAACAAGCUGCUAGUUGAUAUCAAUGAGGAAGGCAUACUCGAGAACACAUACAAGCUGCCGUGUGGACACGUGUUCCAUGAGUUCUGCAUCCGCGGCUGGUGCAUCGUGGGCAAGAAGCAGACCUGCCCCUACUGCAAGGAGAAGGUGGACCUUCGACGCAUGUUCACCAACCCCUGGGAUCGCCCCCACAUCCUGUACGGACAGCUACUGGACUGGAUCAGGUGGCUGGUGGCAUGGCAGCCGCUCAUCCUUUUCUUGGCUCAGGGCAUCAACUGGCUCUUUGGACUUGAAUGAUUACAAGAAACAUAGUGACAAUAUUGUGUCGUGACAGUGUGUGGAUAGAAUCGUUAAUUGGUUACUAUACAUAGUGAA